Molecule: messenger RNA, 1209 nt
Organism: Pseudogymnoascus verrucosus
Lineage: Eukaryota; Fungi; Ascomycota; Leotiomycetes; Thelebolales; Thelebolaceae
Exons: 2
Coding region: 1-1209 (402 amino acids)
Source: RefSeq, a predicted model, not a curated record
AUGCCGGAAGCUGCCGCCAUGGGGCGACGUUUUGUCGCAAUCCCCAACAUCGACAUUGGCCUCAGUCCGCGACAUUUCCUUGGCUCCCCGCCACAGCAGCUCAGAGAGCGGCAGGACAUCGUCGUAUGCCCGAAGCCAAAUUCCCACCGAUGCGAUGAUACGGGCUUCCCAAAUGACUGCUGCCUCGACACCGAGUUCUGCUUCGUCGAUAACAACUUCAAUUCUAGUUGCUGCGCUAUCGGGAAUAACUGCGCGUCGGUGAAUAUAUGCACAGAUACCGCAUUUUUCUACUGCCACACCACCUCCACCAUCACCGCUGCCACCACCUCUCCCACUCGCAGCGUCUCAUCUGGCUCCUCCAUAACCUCCCCCCCGAACCCCAACAUUACUGUCUUCCCAGCCUGCUGUCCGCGCCCUUGCUCCGCCGCUUCCGCAUACCAAUGUCCCGAGUCCCUCGGCGGCGGAUGCUGCUCCCUAGGCUAUAGCUGCCUCUCCAACGCCUGCUAUAAAAGCAUUCCCACCACCUCUAGCACAACCAGCAGCUCCGUCCCCUCCUGCCCCACCUCCGAUAUCCCCUGCACCGACGACGUCGGCGGCUGCUGCAACUCCGCAGCCCACUGCACCAUGCUGGAGUCCACAGGCUACUGCGCCACCGGCUCCGCGGCCCCUACCGAGCGGCGCAUAGGAGGUACUUCAGGGAACAACGUAAUCGAGAAACCUCGCGGCGGGGGCGGCCUGAGUAGCGGCGCGAAAGCGGGAAUAGGCGCGGGUGUAGCGAUUGGGGCGUUACUGGUGAUCGGGGCGGCGGUGUGGUGGUGGAUCUCAAGGCGCCGACAGGCAGGUGGGAGUGCACCGCGGGGAAGUGGGCGCGGGAGCGGGCCAUGGGGGAGUGCGCAUGGAGGGACGGAAACGGUGGUCUCGAUGCAGCAAGGGAGUACGCCUGGGGCGCCGGACAUGGCGGGGAGAGGGACGGAGGAUUACUUUGGGCCAACGGCGGGGAUUGGGCCGUUUACGGGAGCGGAGGGGGCAGGGGCGGCGAGAAGUGGUGCGGUGCCGGUGAGUCCGAAUCAGCCGGGGGAUAUCCAGCCUGCGGUUGAGAUUGGAGAGGCGUUGGGACGACGGACGCCUGUGAGCCCGGGACCUAGUACGCAGCACGAGUACUGGAAGCAUGGGGCGAAGACGGUAAAUGAGCAUGUUGAGUUGGAGUGA